This is a messenger RNA of Hydractinia symbiolongicarpus, 4709 nucleotides long. RefSeq lists its product as uncharacterized. The record is from RefSeq and is a predicted model, not a curated record. Bases 113 to 4141 code for a protein of 1342 amino acids. NCBI's taxonomy places the organism in Eukaryota, Metazoa, Cnidaria, Hydrozoa, Anthoathecata, Hydractiniidae. The transcript has 34 exons.
GUUUCUUGCAAUAUCUAUUUUGUUGCAAAAUCUAAAUAUCAUAGUCGAAUGCCACCAACAAACAUGGCGCAGAUGUGUGCAAUAUGCAAGUGAAACAAUUAGGGCAAAAGGUAUGGAUAUGAUAGAUGAUGGUCAUUACUGUGAUCAAUGUGAUUUAGGCUUUUCAAGUGAUGCUGCAUAUGAAAACCACAAGUCCAAUUUUUGCCCUGACAAAAUUACAUUCCAUCAAUCACAAAAUAUAUCAUCUGGCAGAAAACUGGCAAGCAAGGGUUUAUCAAAAGUCAGUUCACAUGGGUUCUCAAACAAGUUACAAGGAUAUUCUUUGACUUCCAAGUAUGAAACAAAUAUUGAGGGAUUACAAAGACAGGCAAAUACAUUAGAAAAAGAAAAAGAAGCGAUUUUAAGGCAGUUGCAACAUUUUGAAGUCAAAGAACUCGAAGAAAAUCAACAAUUUUAUUCCCUGCCAGCUACUAAAAACUACUGGAAAAACACACCUAUCGAUGAACAAAACUUGUCCUUGGAAGAGAAGUUAAUUCGUAUGCAUGAAAGUUUGAACUUAAAAAUCCCAUUAAGGGUUAUGCAACAAGAAUAUGAAAAUAAUGGUGGACAAGAUAGAGAAGUUCUUCAAUAUUUUGAUCAACUUGAGGAGGAAAUAUUAAAUUCUCAAUUGCAAGUUAAAAAAGUGAAGCCUGAUCAUGUUCUUCUGGAAUUACAAAACCAGUUAAAGAUGUAUAAAGCACAACAUGAGGAAAUGAAAAAAGAGAUUGAAAGUUUAAAAACUCAACAAUAUUCCAGCAAAUUGAGUUAUGGAAAUCAAGAACAUACCGAAUCUGACAAUUUUUACCGAGGGAGCAGGAAUAACACUCGAAGAGGAAAUACUUUGAUCAAUCAAUCUACAUUUUUAAAAUCUUAUCAUGAACAGCGAUUAAUCGACAUGAGACAGGAAGCAGAAAUAUAUCGUCAACAACUUGAAUUGGAAAGAUUACGACAUGAGCUUAUGUCAUUACGUGGACAUCCAGACAGACCUGUUUUACCUCAUAUUGGUGCUCAAAUUACACAUUCAUUGCCAAAUCAAUUUAUCAACUUAGAAAGUGAUUUUUACCAGAUGUCUCUGCAUAAACAAGGGGAUGCAUUUUUACUAUCACCUUAUGAUCCUGGGUCUGGUUUUUCAGUGUUUUGGGAUUUUGUGUCAAUGCCAAAUUUGAUUUCUAAUUGUUGUCGUCUGUUGGUAAAACUCUACGAAAAUAAAAAUGCAGUUUCAGACACCAAGACACUGCCAACUGUGGCUUAUGGUCAAACAAAUAUGUAUGGCCACAGUUUACACAGAAUUCCCUCCUCUGAUGUAGCUGUCAUUGGUGUCAAGCAAAUGUUCCCAAACUGCUUCCCCAUGACAAGUUUAUCUCUUUGUGUUUGUCUACAAACUGGCAAUGGGCAACACAAUAAUAUGUUGAAGGAUGUCGGAUGGUGCAAGAUAGAUUUGUUUGAUGGUUGUAGUAGGUUGACGUGUGGAAGAUGGAAAACUCCAGUUCGUGUGCUACCAAUUCAACCAGAGUUAAACACAGCUUCUUUGAAUGCUGUUCCACAGCUUGGUCAAACAGAGUUAUAUUUUCGAUUAGUGAAUAGCAGAGACGCUGCAAGUCAAGAGGGAAUCCUUUUAAGUCCUCAAAUGAUGUGCAGUUACAAGUAUCCUCCAGUGGAAUCGCAGCCAAUCUUUGCAUUGCCACAGUUGGCUUUGCAACAACCAAAAGAAACAUUAAAACCAGUUACUCCAGAAUCAAGAGCUAAUGAUCCUGUAUUUAUUCAGAAACAAAGAGAUGAGAAACUCCAAAAUAAAGCAAGUAAUAUACAGAAUCCGUUAUCUCCUCAAGUUAGAAAGCAGAGUGAAGCUAGUAUAUACUCCACUCGAUCACAUCACACAAGAAGUAAAACAGUUAUACGUCCACAACAACAGCAACAACGCCCUAGUUUAUCCCAUUUAACCGUGCAAGAAAAUUUAGGUGUACAAGUCGAUCGCAUCGUGGAUUUAAGUACCAGUGCUGUCAGACUUAAAGUGACUGUCUACAAUCCCAAUGGCGAGGUAGCGCUUGCAGAAAAUAAUAAGCAUGCGGAAUUUGUAACAAAAUUUACGAGGCCAUCGUUCCUCAAAGACGUUCAUUGUUAUUCUUUGCAACAGUGCUGGUUUCCAUCGUUGCAACUUUAUCAACGCUCUCUAUUAGUUGUGGAAGCGUACCAGAGAGCUGACAAUAAUUCAGAAGAUGACGUAUUAAUGGCAUGGAGUGCUGUGUGCUUAUUUCAAUUGCGCGGCAAAUCAGAAAGCCAGCAAAGAACUUCCUUACACAGCGGUCUUCAUUCAGCUUUCGAUCUGUCGAGAGAAACAAUACUUUCUGGUGCUGUCCACAUGCUGCUGUACGAACCGCCAAUGUUAAAAGUUAAAAAAAUAAUAGAGAAACUUCAGGAGAACAAUUUAUCCAGCUACAUCAGUACUUAUAGUACCGCUUCAGUAUUACUCCAUUUGUUUAAUGAUGAUGUACUUCCAACACGGUCUCCUAUGGCAAUACCAAUUGUACAACUUCGUCACCAAAUCCCCAUGGGUGCGUGGUUAGAUCAUACCAGGGAAGCUCCCAAUAAACUUUUUGAAAACGGAAAUGGGUUUGAUGUUUACGUGGAUUGUGGUAGAUUUUUCCCAGAUAGCACUGUAGCGUCUCGGGUAGUGGUUAGCUUGCAUGAUGGCGCCAGUAAUAAAUCAAAGGCGAUGAAAUUCUUCUUCGAAACCAAGCUUGAUCUUCACACGAACGCCUUAGAACCAGAGUAUAAUGCCAGAUUCGAAUUUCGGCAAUUCACAUUUGCGCCACAGUCAGAACUUGUAUUUGCGGUGUAUAUUUUGGAUGUGGUAACGAAACAAGUUUCGUUGUUCGGUCAAAGCAUCCUUCCAGUAUUUGUGAAGCCGAAUUCAAUUGAUCACGUGGAUUCGUCUGCUGAAUCGUUUUGUUUAAAUGAAGGUAGUAUACAGUUAAAGCUGUAUCAAUCAUCGCAGCAUGGAACAAAUUCUGAUAAAACUUUUCUUAAGAGUUCAAUACCUUGCAGCAGCCUACUUGUGCGUCUCCUUCCUGCUGCGUGCUACCCAGACGGAGAAGCGAAGAAGGCAGCAGAUUUUCCUGAAGAUGAAUGGGUCGCAGAAGGUGUUCUUGUACCUCCAAGAUCUUACCACGAAGGUAGAUAUGAUUCACAACAGUGUCGACCAACACCUUCAGUAGUUGAGUUGUUUCAUUUUUUCAACAACAGAGCUACAGUGAUGGUCAAAGAUGCUGCAAAACAAAUCGCACCUGAUGGACGCAAAACAAAAAAUGAGGAAGGAUUGCUCGAAUGGUUGAAGGGCAAAUUCAAGUUACAGGAACAGACUGUUUUGUUUAAUACAAAAUAUCUUCUCAAGUAUGAUUCAUUACAUGGUUUAUGCGUGCGUCUUGAGCGGGCGCAGAAUAUUUUGUGGAAUGGCUUUACCUUUGCAACUCUGUGUAUGUCUCCACCAAGCGCAUAUUACCAGGGUUCUGUUGACGAUCCACUAAUUGUGUUGACUCAGAUUGAUCCUGACUCAUUGCAACGUCAUCCUCAAUGGUUCGAAACUACCAAGGUAUUGCCGCGAAGACAAUUUCAUCCUAAUCUUGCUGUGAUUGUUCAUUUAUAUGAAGUUGUGCCACAGGAAAAUAUCUUUACAAUCAGCUCGCAGGCGUGGACCGUGCUACCAGUAUGUACAAUGGGAUAUCUUUCAUAUGGUGUUUAUCAGUUACCAGUCUUUCAAGGUGCUCCUUCCAAGCAACUUAUCAGUGACAUCCAGUCACAACCUUUGAUACCAGCAAUUGCCACUAUGCGCAAGAAGAAAUUGAUAAAAGUCAUCGAUGGAACGUCCGUGUAUCUUCGUAUUGGAGAUCCAAGAAGAAUUGACGAGCUGGAGAAUGAAGAAAUGAAAGUAAACCAGACGUACUUGCCACGCUCUAACAAAUUUUUAAGCUCUAUGCAAUCAAAAUCCGUUCGAACGUUAACACCAGCUGGUAUCCCUGUGGAUGAUUACAUCAUCAAUGUUGGGAAAGCCUUUCAGAAUUUACUUCAAGCAGUUUUUGAAAAACAUCAGACCACAAACACGUAACCAAGAAAGACGCUUAGAGAAGUGAAACAUCCUGUUUUGUCUUAGCCAAUCAGAAAUACUGUUAUUUAUUUGUUCUUAAGUAUUUCUGUAGUAAAUUCAACGUGGUUAGUUGCAGUUAAGGCGAUUUUUUUCAAAUAAAGGAGACCAGAGAUGGAAUUUGAAAUUUCUUGUUAAAAAGUUUUCAGUUUCCUAAAAUGGAUGUGUUUAUUUGAAAGGCGUAUGACUCUUUUACUAAAAGAUCUUGUCCGAAUAAAGAUCCUGUCCGAAUAAAGAUCCUGUCCGAAUAAAGAUCCUGUCCGAAUAAAGAUCCUGAGUGUUUUAUAAUGACUGUUGUCAAAACUUUCCCUGUCCCUUUUUUUAUUUCCUUAAAUUAUUACCCUAAGAAAUUUUAGUGGUUAUAUAUUAUACAGAGUUAAGUAGUAUAUUUUAUAGAUAAAGUUAUUUAUUUUGUACGUAAUAUAAAACCAAGAAGAAUAGAUUUAUAUUGUAAAGUUUUAACGCACAAAUCAUUUUUUACUAUUAAUUGGAAGUUGACGAUGGUCAGAGUGUCACGAUUGAAAUGUGAAAU